Pelobates fuscus (common spadefoot toad) is the source of this 2216-nucleotide messenger RNA. It is a transcript of the gene TGFB1, whose product is annotated as transforming growth factor beta 1. The record is from RefSeq and is a predicted model, not a curated record. Bases 487 to 1659 code for a protein of 390 amino acids. Gene Ontology annotation, cellular component: extracellular region. The transcript has 7 exons. Gene Ontology annotation, biological process: transforming growth factor beta receptor signaling pathway; regulation of cell population proliferation. Gene Ontology annotation, molecular function: cytokine activity; growth factor activity; transforming growth factor beta receptor binding. Lineage: Eukaryota; Metazoa; Chordata; Amphibia; Anura; Pelobatidae.
UUGAGCACACAGGAGGAAGAGGAGAGGGGGGCGAGAGCAGCGUGUUCUAGCAAGCUGUGAAACAAGGCCGUCAGACUGUAUGGAUAGGGGGCUGACUGCACACUGGGCAGACCAUCCAGAAACUCUCCUAAUCCAUAAACGUUCUCCUACAUCGACACCGAGAUCAGCCUUCCACCCAUAGACUUUCCGACCAGCACACCCAAAGUCAUGGUGAAAAGUUAUUCUGUUUCAGAGUGCCUGUGCUUGUUUUUAGUAAACUUUCGUUAUGUUUUGGUCCAGUGGAAUCUCUGAAACAUCUGCUGAUAUUUAAGUUUGGCUUAUUUUUGAGGGUCGAUAGGUUUGUGACGGUUACCCAGAGACAAUGAACUGGAGACAUUAAAACGAUUCUUGACUUAGCCGGGACAUCUUUGGUAUAACACGAGUAUUGGAUAAACGACUUGAAUUCAUCCACCUUUCUUCUCCUUGACCCAUAAGCUGCAUCGUAACAUGGGGGACCAAUGGAUCUGGAUUGUGUUGCUGGGUCUCCAUUUCCUACAUGAGGCUGUGUCUAUGUCUACCUGUAAGACUGUGGAUAUGGAGAAAGUAAAGAAAAGAAGAAUUGAAGCCAUCAGGGGGCAAAUCCUAAGCAAACUAAAGCUGACCAAAGCCCCCGAGGUGGAAAGCGAGGACAUGACAGUUCCAGAUGAAAUAUUCUCCAUUUACAACAGCACGGUGGAGACAAUCAGGGAAAAUGCAGAAAAAGAAGAUCGAUUAGGGCACAUUCACAGCGAGGAGGAAUAUUAUGGAAAAGAAGUUCAAAAGAUUCUGAUGCACAUCAAUAAAAAUGAGGACAAUCGCCAACCAAAUAUCAAAUACAUCAUUCCAUUUAAUGCAUCACGAGUACGGGAGAUUGUGCAGAACCCAAGCCUGCUCCACCAGGCAGAGCUGCGUAUGUUCAGAAAAAAGACUGAUAAAAUGAACGAAACUGUGGAAACACGAGUGGAACUCUAUAAGGUUCUACAGCAGAGAAACAAGUCCUCUCGGUACUUGGACAGUAAGUUUGUGUGGCCUGGAAAACUCUCAGAGUGGCUCUCAUUUGAUGUGACAGAAACUGUGAAGGAAUGGAUAAACGAUAAAGAGGAGUACGAACACUUCAGAUUACGUGUGGCUUGUCCGUGUGAGGAAAAUGCCAACAAUAUAAUACCUGACAUUGACGGAUUUUAUGAACAUCGUGGAGAUAUGGCAGACCUAGUGAUGGAGUCGUCAUACUUUCCUUAUCUACUCAUUACAUACAUCCCUGCAGAACGAAUGGAGACUGGGCACAGCUCAAGGAGGAAGAGGGCGUUAGAUGAAGAAUACUGUCGCUCAAAUACCGGCUCAAACUGCUGCGUAAAACCUCUGUUCAUAAACUUCCGUAAGGACCUGGGCUGGAAAUGGAUUCAUGAACCUAAAGGAUACAAUGCCAACUAUUGUCUAGGAAACUGUCCUUUUAUCUGGGGCAUGGACACGCAAUACAGCAAGGUACUCUCCCUCUAUAACCAAAACAAUCCCGAAGCCUCUAUAUCUCCAUGCUGUGUUCCCGAUGUGCUGGAUCCUCUCCCCAUUAUAUAUUACUAUGGUCGUCAAGCCAGGGUUGAGAAACUGUCAAACAUGGUGGUAAAGUCCUGUCAAUGCAGCUGAGGUUUACAGAUUGGACUCAAAGGAAUUAAAUGGCUCCCCUUUGGGCAGUGCAGCUGCCGCUGCUGGGGAGAGAUCGUUAUACCCCCAUUAGUUCCUUCACCCAAGGAGAUUCCCAUUCACAGAGCCAUUGUAUCCCCGUUGUUUAUAAAUCCUCCCUGAUAUCGGCAACGAGUGUACGGAGUAUGGAGCCCCAACUACUGCACCCCCCACCCCCGCUCCAGGAAGUAAAACAAGAUGCUGUAUCACCUCUGAAAUCUACAGUGUUUUUAGAACUCUACUUCCUGCAAAGUUCAAUUUUAAUCCAUAUCCUCCGCACGGUUCUCCAGGAAAUUCAAGGCGCGGAAGUCUGUGCUUCAAAACUGUUAUCUGUACACAGAAUAAGCAAAUAUGCAAUUAGCUUGUCACAAAACAUCUACCCAUCUACACAGCAUAUACCCCAUCCACAAAGCAACUACCCAUCUACACAGCAUAUACCCCUCCACAAAGCAACUACCCAUCUACACAGCAUAUACCCCUCCACAAAGCAAAUACCCAUCUACACAGCAUAUACCCCUCCA